Molecule: messenger RNA, 228 nt
Organism: Loa loa (African eye worm)
Lineage: Eukaryota; Metazoa; Nematoda; Chromadorea; Rhabditida; Onchocercidae
Exons: 2
Coding region: 1-228 (75 amino acids)
Source: RefSeq, a predicted model, not a curated record
AUGUCGGCGAAAAUAUCACAUAAGAGAUUGAUGGUAUCCAGCUAUUGGUGUUGGGCGGCCCAAUAUGGUGGUGAAUCUACGAGAAACUCAGCGCUGUCAACGGUCAACCGCAUUUCUUAUUGUGAAACUCCCAUUCCAGUCUUUUGUAAAGGAAAGCACUCAGAAUUUCUAAACAAACGUAUCGUGUCUGAGAAUAUUCGUUCAGCUCGACGUGUUCGAGCCGAAUGA